AUGUCUAAUGCUGAUCCGAACCAACAUGGUGUUGACUUAAUAUUGGGUGGUCAUGACCAUGUAUACUACCUAGGUCGCGGUAUUAACAACUUCAAAGGCGCCGAUUUUGAUCAUGAUAUGAUUGGAUCAGAAGAUGAUAAAAGUACUCUUAUCGUGAAGAGCGGUACUGAUUUUCAUGACCUCAGUGAAGUGCAUAUUUCGCUAUCAGAGCCUCACCCUGACACUUGUGUUCGCCGUCGCACUAUUGAAUGCAUUACAGGCACUCCAGAGGACCCCUCUCUGCCCGAGCUUCAAGUCCUUUUGGACAAGCUUAUGAAGCGUAUCUCGAAGUCCACACAGCAACCAGUUGCGCUAUCCCUGAAUGAGUGGGAUGUAACAUCCAAAGCUGUCCGGACUGAUGAGUCUGGUUUUGGCGACUUUGUGGCCGACAUUCUGCUCAUGUCCAUGGAGCGCACACUGCGAACACAGUCACCUGAGCAAAACGAAAAUGCCGUUUCUGGUGGUUAUCGUAUGGCAGAUUGUUCCAUCAUCUGUGGUGGUUCACUGCGAAGCGAUAGCACAUUUGGGCCAGGCGAAAUCACUCUUGGCAACUUGAUGGAAAUAAUGCCCUUUGAAGAUCCAAUUGUUGUCAAGGAACUAACCGGACAAGACAUUUGGGAUGCUUUAGAGAAUGGAUUCAGUGCAUAUCCCAAGCAAGAGGGCCGGUUUCCUCAGGUCGCCGGAAUGCAAAUUGUAUGGGAUUCCCGUCGAGAGCCCGGCCAUCGUGUUAUUAGUGUUGAUUUUCUUCAUCAACCUUUUGAUGGAGAGAUCACUGAGGGGAAAGAUGUGUUCAUGAAAAUCCGUGAUUCCUAUUUAUAUGAACCCGAUCAUUGCUCUAACAAUGAGCAAUCUGUCAUGGUACACCGAGCCAUUCCUAAGGUUAAAAAGCCACUCAAGUUGGAUCAAACGUAUUGGGUCGUUACUCGCGAGUAUCUGGCCCAAGGAAACGAUGGGUAUUUAGCACUCAGACGAGGCCGCUAUAUUAUUGAUGAUGAAUCGGGUCAAUUAAUGUCCGCUAUUGUUCGCAAGUUCUUGCUGGGUGCGACAUACAUUUGGCGUUGGAAUCAUGUUGAAUCUCGCAAGCCACAUGUACCUACAGUACCUGACUCACCAUCCGCUUCUGAUUCCAGCUUUGACUCCAGUUUCAGUGUACAAGCUCGCAAAAGACGCCGUACAUCUCUACUCACUCACUUAUUCAACACCUCACUUGAAGAACCAGUCCAUUUGUCACUAGGCACUAGCGAGGCAGUUCAACGUGCAAACGAGUUACGUCUACGCCGAUCGAACUCAUUUCGAAAGGAACAAGCCAAGUCAGGAUAUGUGUCGGAUUCCGAUACUGAGAAAAGGCGUGAUCCACUUUUCGUGGACUAUAGCCCAACAUCAAUUCGUGAUGCCCUAUUUGUUGCAUCUCAUGAGCAUCAUUCUCACUAUGACACGGCCUCACGAAUUGAUACAAACCUUGUCCUGGAACAAGGAUGCAAAAAGGAGGACUUGGCUGUCGUUGUGGCACUUCCUGAUGGCCGCAUGAGUGACCGUGGACGGCAGUCGUAG
Malassezia sympodialis ATCC 42132 is the source of this 1590-nucleotide messenger RNA. RefSeq lists its product as uncharacterized. Gene Ontology annotation, biological process: nucleotide catabolic process. The record is from RefSeq and is a predicted model, not a curated record. Lineage: Eukaryota; Fungi; Basidiomycota; Malasseziomycetes; Malasseziales; Malasseziaceae. Gene Ontology annotation, molecular function: hydrolase activity. The transcript is spliced from 2 exons. Bases 1 to 1590 code for a protein of 529 amino acids.